AUGCAUGCUCGCGCGGCGGGAGGUGAUGGUGGUGGUCACGUGACGCGGCUCUCGCGAAGCUGCGGGGUAAAGGUGGCACACACAAGACACAGGGAAGAGCGCGACACUUCAUACACCUCCACAGACCUCUCUCCAACCGAGUUCAACACACAAAUCAUGUCUAUUAGCCGGAAAAACUGGUCUGCUUUAUCAACGCUGGCUCGACAGUGGACUGUUGAGGAUGAGGAAGAGGUGGAGAGAGAGAAGAGGAGGAAGACAAGGGAGUCUACAGCAGACAUGGAUGAAAGUCCCACUGAAGAGACCAAACCACAAACCAGUAGCGGGCCUGCUGAUGCUGGCGACUCCGGUGGCGGUCUGGCCCAGCUGCAGAUGGACUUUGUGGAGAUGUUGCGAGUCCGUGAUGAACGGAGGAGGAUGAGGCACGUUGAAACGCUGAGGAAGAAUAAGGAGGAAGAUGAUGGGGGCAAAGAGACCGGCCCGGAUGCGGAGCCCCAUGUGGAGCUGCUGGGGGACCAGCAGGACGAGGAACUCUUCAAGAACAUUCAGCGCUGCGUGGAGACCUUCAUGUCAGCAGAACCUCCCACCAACUCCAGAGACUCAGAGACACAGGAGAAGCAAGAAAAUGGAGGCACGAACCAAGAUUCAACAUCAACAAACUCCCAACCCCCCUCAAAAGCAUCCAGAAAGUUUGUGAGCUCUCUCUCGAUCUCCUUUGAUAAGAGUCCCACAUCACCCUCAGCAACCAGCAGACUGGUUUCUCCUCUGAGCCCCAAGUCUCCGCCCCCUCAGUCCCCGAGGGUGGAGUCACCACGCAGCCCCACCCACUCUGGCUCUAUGAGCCCCACACCGAAUGGAGACGCAGCGAGACAUGAAAAUGGGUCACCGAGUAAUUUCGAACCAGCUGCGAAACCUGCGUUCACACGGCAGAGCUCCAGAACGGUGUCCUUCAGGAUGGUGAAGAAGAAGGAGGAAGGAAACAUGCCGCUACAGAGAAGUGCAAGUGUACGGAUUGCAGCGAAGACCUUUGAGUCCAAUAAGAGCUCCAAACAAGAGGAGGAGCAGAAGACUCCGUUUCAGAGAAACUCCCGACAGAGGUUAUCAUCUCGCUCCAUUCAGGAGAAAAUGGAACGACUGGCUCAAGCCUCACAGAAAUGGGAAAUAUCCAAAUCCCCAGUGGUGCACCAGACUGUGUGUUUAGCGGAUGAGGUGUCAAGGAAGAGGGAGCUGUUUGAGAAGGAACAGGAGGGAUCCGACAGAAGCCAUGUGUUCUCCAAACAGGAAUUUCGCAGCUUUUCUUCGGGACUCUCUGAUCGAAUUAAUCGCUGGGUUCAAAAGAAAACAUUUACUGUGUCAUCAUCUUCAUCAUCAUCAUCACCAUCUCAUAGUCCUUUGGAUCUGAGACUUGUGAGCAUCUCCAGUAAGAAAAGUUUGUUUGAGAGAGGACAAGACCAGGACAACAAGUGACGAUCUCAUGGAUAGAGACAAAAUUCUGAAGAUUUUAAAGGAAGCUUGAUCGACUCUUUCAGACAGUCAGUGGCAAGGAUUGUCUCUUAACUCCUUUUCCUUCUGCUUCUUUACAUUGGCUAAUUCCUCAGCACUUUUAAGGCAUAGUACUACUGAUCUAUUUGGGUAAAUUCAAGGCUUAUGUUAUUGAUUGUGAAUGUGUGUACUAAUGGAUUGUAGAAUGCAACAGCACUGUAUUAUAGGGUCUUUACACAGAAAUUGAACAUCACAGGGUUUAUCUGACAGCAGGAAUACAGACAUACAGCUUCUCUGUGUCGGUGCCAGACACUCCUCUUCCUUGUAGCUUGACAUUUGUGCUGAUGAUAAGUAAGUUAUUAGGAGAAAGAGGCAUAAUGUAUGACCUGAGCAGUGAACAGUCCAAGGUACAACUGCAAUAUCAUGAAUGUCUGUUUCAAUGAACCUACUGCAAAUAAGCUCAAUGAUUCAUUUGUAAUGAAGCUGGAAUCGUGCGCUGAAGCUGACCUAUGCUCUCGCUGCUGUUGUUUUAACCUGCCGGAGACUUGAGUCUUAAUAAGGAAACAUAAUUUAGACGUAAUCUAUGGAGAAAUGUGCCCUAACAAGCCCUUUGCAAACUGACUUCAAUCCAUUCCAAUUCAACCAAGCUUACGUUUCCUUGUUUGCUAACCGACCUGUCAUGUAAUUAUCUUUUCUGCCCAGAAGGGUUAUGCUGUAGAUU
Sinocyclocheilus rhinocerous is the source of this 2200-nucleotide messenger RNA. It is a transcript of the gene lad1, whose product is annotated as ladinin. The record is from RefSeq and is a predicted model, not a curated record. The transcript is spliced from 14 exons. Lineage: Eukaryota; Metazoa; Chordata; Actinopteri; Cypriniformes; Cyprinidae. Bases 1 to 1464 code for a protein of 487 amino acids. Gene Ontology annotation, molecular function: structural molecule activity.